This is a messenger RNA of Heteronotia binoei (common prickly gecko), 2775 nucleotides long. RefSeq names its product solute carrier family 39 member 12 (gene SLC39A12). The record is from RefSeq and is a predicted model, not a curated record. Gene Ontology annotation, molecular function: zinc ion transmembrane transporter activity. The transcript is spliced from 13 exons. Bases 187 to 2112 code for a protein of 641 amino acids. Gene Ontology annotation, cellular component: membrane. Gene Ontology annotation, biological process: intracellular zinc ion homeostasis; zinc ion import across plasma membrane. Lineage: Eukaryota; Metazoa; Chordata; Lepidosauria; Squamata; Gekkonidae.
UCAAGGAAUGUUAAAAACUUUGGACUUCCCGGCAGCUAAAUGCUUUACAGGAUUCAAAAGGCCACAAAGCCAAAGAAAUACAAUCCUCCCUUUCCCCCCUUGACUGAAGGUUUCAACUUCUAAGCUGCGAGCUGCAUUCCAUGAUUCAACACUCAACACAGACACAGGCUUCAGGAAGAAGAGGAAAUGUGCUUUCUGACUAAGCAUCCAGUUCUUUGGAUAGUAUCCUUGACUUUUAUAUUUGGUCCAACCACUGCAGGAACACAACCUGAGCAAGAACAGAAUGAGAAAAACAAUGAUGCCUCCAGCCAAAGCUAUUUGGUAGAUGUUUUACGUAUCCUUUCAGCUGAUAACUGCACUGAACAACACCAGAACCAAUCAAGAGAAAUUAUCAGGAUGCUGUUUGAAAGAACUAUGUGUCCACAAAGGGUUUAUGGAUUACAAGAAGACUGUAAUCUGGUCAGUACUCCAAGUAGUAAAAGGAUAUGCAGAAUCCAAAAUUUCCCUGCAACUUCUCAAGCUAGAUCUAUGUUGCAGAGCUCGAAAGGUGGUAAUCUCAGAUUAAUUAGCUGGUUCCAACAGGCAUCAGAUUCAAACAGUAUGCUCAGUUUAAGAAGCAAUGAGGAUUCCAACUAUUUUUCAAGGAAUGAAAUUGAAGAUGUGCUAGAUACAAUAAGAAAACGUUUUAAAAUCUAUGCAAAUCAGUGUGCUCUGGUACAUGUUUUCGGGAAUGAAGCUAGUAUACUGACCAGCAAUGGAGCUGAUGCAAAUACACUUCCCCGUCUGGCCGCUGCCAUACUUACAUCUGUUCUGCAAGGAGCCUGCCUGGGUAAAUUACAUUUACCCUCACCAGAAUUCUUCAUAAGCUACGUUUUCAGUUCUCUAAACAGCACUACUGAACUCCAUGUAACCGAAAUAGACCAGCUUCUGAGAAUGCUAAGGGCUGGAAAGAAUUGCAGCUCAAAUGGACAAACGUAUCCCAGAAGAACAAUUGCAGAUGCCGAACAUCAAAACAUUUCAGCUAAUGGGAUAAUUAUGACCAGUUAUCAAGAAGAUAAUGAAAACACGGGUGAAUGGGAACAGGCUUGUCUUCCUGCAAAUGAGCUUGUAAAAAUAUUUUUCCAUGACAGUCAUCAAGCAAUUUCUAAAGAACACUUCAAGCAAAUAAGCCCAGCAAUAAUUCAGCAGUUAUUAAGUUGUUCUUGCAAGUUUACAGAGCCCAAGAAAACAAAACCUACACCCACACCUCUGGAAAAAUAUGGAUACAGCACUGCUGCAGUCUUGCUUAUUACAAUUGGAUCAAUGUUUGGCACAGCUCUCAUUCUAUUCAAUUCGUGUCAAGAAAGCUACACUCUUAUUUUACAAUUUUUUGUGGGGUUAGCUGUAGGAACCCUCUCUGGAGAUGCUCUGCUACAUCUUAUUCCACAGAUUCUUGGUUCACACAUACAUGAAGCACAAGACACUGGGCAUUUCUAUGAAGACAAAGCACAUGUCUGGAAGAUGCUGGCUUUGAUUGGAGGAAUUCAUGGAUUUUUUCUGAUUGAAAAGGGAUUUGUUCUUUUGGUGUCACCACAUAACCAUCAAAGUUCUGAGGAUUCUGAGCCCAGUGAAAUUUCACCAAAGAAUGCAACCAUCAGAAAACGUAAAAGUUUUCUAGCCAUUAUGAUUCUGGUGGGUGACAGUCUACACAAUUUUGCUGAUGGCUUGGUAAUAGGUGCAGCGUUUUCCUCAGCAACAGAAACAGGUGUGACAACAACAAUUGCUAUUUUAUGCCAUGAAAUUCCCCAUGAGAUGGGAGAUUUUGCGGUACUGCUAAGUACUGGGUUUUCAUCAAAAAUUGCCAUUUUAAUGAAUUUCGUAAGUGCUGUAACAGCUUUCAUAGGGCUUUACGUUGGCCUUUCAAUAUCAACAAACUCUUUGAUUCAAAACUGGAUAUUUACUGUCACUGCUGGGAUGUUUUUGUAUUUAUCAUUAGCAGAAAUGCUUCCUGAAAUGACUCAUGUUCAGUCACAGCGACCCUGGCUGAUGUUUCUCCUACAGAAUCUUGGGUUACUAUUAGGUUGGCUGUGUCUCUUUCUCCUAGCUAUAUAUGAACACAAGAUUAAAAUAUAAAUCUUCUACAAGUAGUCUGUAAAGACUAGAUUGUUGGACAACUCCCAUUCUUGCCAAUGGGAUUCACAACUGGAGAACUUCAAUGUGAACUAUGAAUUUAUUCCGAAACUGCUGAUAUAUUUGUAUUGGAAGCAAAGGAGGUUACUAUUUAAUAUAUAUUAAUUUGUGGUUCAAAUAUCUUUUAGAAUUAGAAAUGGUUAAAUGUAUUGGAUGGGAUCCAAAGUGCAAAGGAUGAUUUCCCUGCCUCUUUCCCCCCCAGUGAGACACUCUCCCACCUGGCUGCUCCUAGAAGAUCAACAGACCUUCAGGAACAGUGCAGGGCAAAGUAGAGAUCUUCAGGGGAAGUGGGGAACUGGCGAUACUCACCCUCCCUUCUCCUGCCAAUUGAAGUGCUGUUCCACUGAUAGAACUGCUGUUUUAUCAGUGGAAUCAUUCCUUUUCCUCAACUUAUUGUGUUUUACUUAUCUGGAAUGUUAUUUUAACAAAACACUCUGGUUCUUUUGUUAUGAAUCAUCUUUUUAGCUACUAUGACAUUUUUUUAAAAAAUAUUUAUACCUUUUAGAUACAGCAACUGAAAUGAAAAAUUUAAACUGAACAGCAACACAGUUUACUAAUCUGCCUCCAAUUUAUGUAGCCAAGAAAUACACCAAUUUUACGAAGUAU